Molecule: messenger RNA, 882 nt
Organism: Spodoptera littoralis (African cotton leafworm)
Lineage: Eukaryota; Metazoa; Arthropoda; Insecta; Lepidoptera; Noctuidae
Source: the annotation of a GenBank genome assembly
AUGAAGGGUUUAGUGUUCGGUCUGUCUCUGAUUGUCUGUGCUUCUGCCUUAUUAGAAGUACAGACCAACUACCACGAUGCCAUCGGUAUUCCUGCUGCAGAGAAGAUCAGGGCACUAGAAGAAGCAAGUCUAGCUAACGAAGCCGUAACUAAUGACAACAGGAUCGUUGGAGGAGCACUGGCUCCUGUUGGCGCUCACCCAUACUUCGGUGGCUUACUGAUCAACUUAGUUGGAACUACAAGCAGAUCAGUAUGCGGUUCCUCUUUGUUGUCUGCCAAUCGCCUGGUGACUGCCGCUCACUGCUGGUUCGACGGCUUCAGGCAAGCGACUGAGUUCACCGUCAUUUUGGGCUCCAACUGGCUGCAUAGCGGUGGUGAACGUAUUGCCACUCGACAAGUCAUCAUGCAUCCUCAAUAUGUGCCUCAGUUCCUUACAAAUGACGUCGCUAUGAUAUACUUGCCUUGGAACGCUAUGAUGACUGGAAACGUCCGACCCAUCAGAUUACCCAGAAAUAUGGAAUUGUGGAACCAAUUCGAGAACCAUUGGGCUAUGGCAGCUGGCUUCGGAAAAACUAGCGACGCUCAACAAACUUCUGCUUCUGUGGUAAGCCACGUGUCGCUGCAGGUGAUCAACACUGACACUUGUGCACAACGGUUUGUGGCCGGCUUCGUGACGCAUAGCACCAUUUGCACCAGUGGCGUAGGCAGCGUUGGUAUCUGUGGUGGAGACUCUGGUGGUCCUCUUGCUGCUCACGACAACUUCGGAGAGCCGUUCUUGAUUGGUAUCAGCUCUUUUGCGGCACUUGACCGGUGCCAAGGUGGUUUCCCAUCAGGCUUCGCUCGUGUGACCAGCUUCAUCGGAUUCAUAUCUCAACACAUGUAA